Phaeoacremonium minimum UCRPA7 is the source of this 1113-nucleotide messenger RNA. RefSeq names its product putative cysteine synthase protein. The transcript is spliced from 2 exons. The record is from RefSeq and is a predicted model, not a curated record. Gene Ontology annotation, molecular function: cysteine synthase activity. The coding region runs from base 1 to 1113 and encodes 370 amino acids. NCBI's taxonomy places the organism in Eukaryota, Fungi, Ascomycota, Sordariomycetes, Togniniales, Togniniaceae. Gene Ontology annotation, cellular component: cytoplasm.
AUGUUCCGUCAUGGAGUCCGCACGUUCGCGACCAGCGCGCUGAGACGGGCAGAGCACAGCUCGGCCAACCUGGGCAUUGCACAAGCGCAGGGUGUAGCAAGGGGUCUCACAGCAGCAAUUGGCAACACACCGCUCAUUCGCCUCAACCGCUUGUCCGAGGAGACGGGCUGCGAGAUCCUCGGCAAGGCCGAGUUUCAGAACCCCGGCGGCUCAGUGAAGGACCGGGCGGCGCUGUUCGUCGUCAAGGAUGCCGAGGAGCGCGGCCUCCUGAGGCCCGGCGGCACGGUGGUCGAGGGCACCGCCGGCAACACGGGCAUUGGGCUGGCACACGUGUGCCGCAGCCGGGGCUACAAGCUGGUCAUCUACAUGCCCAACACGCAGUCGCAGGGAAAGAUUGACCUGCUGCGUCUGCUCGGCGCCGAGGUCUAUCCCGUGCCAGCCGUCGCGUUCGAGAACCCCGAGAACUACAACCACCAGGCAAAGAGGCACGCCGAGCGCCUGGACAAUGCCGUGUGGACGAAUCAGUUCGAUAACACGGCCAACAGGAGGGCGCACAUCGAGACCACCGGCCCGGAGAUCUGGGCGCAAACGGGCGGAAAGGUGGACGCUUUUACUUGCGCAACUGGCACGGCGGGAACUCUGGCUGGUGUGACGAGGUCACUGAAGGAGCUUUCAGAUGGCCGUGUGAAGUGCUUCCUUGCCGAUCCGCCAGGAAGUGUUCUGCAUUCAUAUAUCUCUUCGGGAGGGAAGCUAAUUGAGCGCACGGGAUCAAGUAUAACAGAGGGCAUUGGACAAGGGCGUAUCACAGACAACCUCAAGCCGGAUAUUGAUCUGCUAGAUGGCUCGCUGACCAUUGCCGACGAGAAGAGCAUCGAGAUGGUCUACCGGUGUCUAGAUGAGGAGGGACUAUACCUGGGAGCAAGCUCGUCCCUGAACGUUGUCGCUGCGAAAGAGGUCGCUGAGAAGCUCGGCAAGGGUCAUACGGUGGUCACGAUGCUGUGCGAUGGCGCAUACCGCUACGCGGACAGGCUGUUCUCCAAGAAGUGGUUGGAGUCGAAGAAUCUCCUCGGUGCGAUUCCCAAACAUUUGGAGAAGUAUAUAGUAUUGCCAUGA